AUGAAUAAACUGGAGGUUGACGCUUACUUUGAACUUCUUGUAAGCAUAUUGACAGUAGACGAUGGUGUGUUGAAUCCGAGUUGUAUCUUCAACAUGGACGAGACUGGUCUUCAGCUUAAUAAUCGACCAGGGCAUGUUCUAGCUGAAAAGGGUUCUAAGGCUGUAUCUACAGUUACUUCUACUGAAAAGGGAGAAACGAUUACAGUUAUAGCCUGCUGCAAUGCUGGAGGUACAUUUUUACCACCUGCCUGUAUCAUAAAAGGCAAAAACAAAAAACCUGAGUUUGAGGAUGGGAUGCCACCGGCAUCGAAACUUUUCAUGUCCCUAAAAUCAGCGUACAUUACCUCAGAUUUAUUUAUUGAAUGGUUGAUAACACAUUUUGUUCCGAGGAAACCAGCUGGAAGAGUACUUCUUUUACUAGAUGGUCAUUCAACUCACUGUAAUUCUGUGGAAAUGCUGGAAUAUGCAAAGGUCAAUGACAUCACCUUACUUUCAAUGCCAAGCCAUACGUCUCACUACUUCCAACCACUAGAUCGUACAGUGUUUAAAUCACUGAAGACUCAUUUUUACGAGCAGUGUCGACUUUGGCUAAAACAAAAUCCUGGUCGUCGUAUAACACGAUUAUCAUUUGGAAGAUUGCUUAAUAAGACAUGGGGAAAGGCAGCUUCUGCAGAGAAUGCAAUUGCUGGUUUUAAAGCUACAGGUGUCCACCCCUUCAAUCCAUCUGCAAUUCCCGACUACGCGUUUAUCCAAAAAUUGACAAAGCAAAUGUCUAAAUCUCAAAAUGAGUGUACAGCCACUGUUAUGGUUGAGGAGCAAGAAGAAAAUCCUAGUAACAUAACUUCUGCUAAUCUGGAACCAGUUUCAAAUACUUUCGAAGUGCGACAAGACAUAUCACCUGCAAUCGCUGAGCCAAAUAGCUCUGUUGAGCGAGUAGUUUUAAACGCAAGUCCUGAGAUGAUUACAAGGAGGCCUAAAAAAUUAUUUGCUACUGCUUCAGCAGCAGUAAUUAAAAAAAUAUCAGAACAAUUCCCUAUAAGAAGCGAUUUGCCAGAUCUGACUCCAAGACGUAUUAAAAUACGUCUUGGAGUCAGAUCUGUGGAACUGGCGUAUUUGCUUUAA
Parnassius apollo (apollo) is the source of this 1122-nucleotide messenger RNA. NCBI's taxonomy places the organism in Eukaryota, Metazoa, Arthropoda, Insecta, Lepidoptera, Papilionidae. The record is from the annotation of a GenBank genome assembly.